UGUUCUGGAGAGGACGUCGUGUGUGACGUCUAGGGUCGGGAAGGGAAGGGACGGACGUGUUCGCGGGGAGAGCGUCCGAGUGAGUGAGUGUGAGUGCAUCGGAGGAUACGGACUGCAAGAUGACAGGCUCAACAGCUCAGUGAUAGUGCAGCGUGUGUGUGUGCGUGUGUCGUGUGUGUGAGGUAGUGCGCGAGGACAGUGCUGCUCGUUUUGUGAACCCUUCAUCGUCGUCGUCGUCAUGGUGGGCCAGAUGGCGGACCCCCAGUCCGUGGAGUACGCCGUGGUGGCGCUGCUGGAGCGCGUGGACGCGCUGCGGCGCGGCGGCAGCGGCAGCAGCCCCUACCCGGCGCCGCGGCCCACGGUGCAGGCCGAGCUGCGCACCCUGGAGUUCUGGCGCGCCACCAUCUCCGAGUGCCUGGCCACCUUCUUCCUGGUGUUCGUCGUGUGCGGCGCGGGCGCGGGCGCCUCCGGGGGCGCGGGUGCGUCCGGGGCCACGCACAACAACGGCGCGCUGCUGGCCACCGCGCUGGCAGCGGGCUUCUGCAUGGCCACCCUCUACCAGUGCUUCGGCCACAUUUCAGGUGCCCACGCCAACCCCGCCGUCACGGCGGCCAUGGCGGUCACGAGGAACAUCACCCCGCUGCGCGCGCUCAUGUUCGUGACGGCGCAGUGCGGGGGCGGCAUCGCGGGCGCGGCGCUGCUCUACGGAGUGACGGUGCCCGGCUACCCGGCGCUCGCGUCCAUCGCGCCGCACCCGGGCCACAUGUCUGCGUGGGAGCGGUUCGGCGUCGAGCUCAUCCUCAGCUUCCUGCUCGUGCUCACGUACUGCGGCGCCACGGACGGCCACCGCCGCGCCCUGGGCAGCGCCGGGCCCGCCAUCGGGGCCGCCUACCUCGCCUGCACGCUCGUCUCGGUAAGCAUCCUGUUGGAGCGGUCGUCUAUUUAG
Molecule: messenger RNA, 946 nt
Organism: Frankliniella occidentalis (western flower thrips)
Lineage: Eukaryota; Metazoa; Arthropoda; Insecta; Thysanoptera; Thripidae
Product: neurogenic protein big brain-like
Exons: 3
Coding region: 239-946 (235 amino acids)
Biological process (GO): transmembrane transport
Cellular component (GO): plasma membrane
Molecular function (GO): water channel activity
Source: RefSeq, a predicted model, not a curated record